Molecule: messenger RNA, 1935 nt
Organism: Cynara cardunculus var. scolymus (artichoke)
Lineage: Eukaryota; Viridiplantae; Streptophyta; Magnoliopsida; Asterales; Asteraceae
Product: cysteine-rich receptor-like protein kinase 2
Exons: 8
Coding region: 1-1935 (644 amino acids)
Biological process (GO): protein phosphorylation
Molecular function (GO): ATP binding; protein kinase activity
Source: RefSeq, a predicted model, not a curated record
AUGACCAUGCGGUGGUCCUUUGGGUGGCAGGCGGUGGUGGUCACCUUUCUGUACAUGGGAUCUCUGAUUACUCCGGUGACAUCCCAGCCGCAGACUAACCUACUACUUAGAUCAUGCAGCCUGCUGAACACUACCAACACAAGGAGCUUCUUUAAUAACCUCAACCAGACCUUUACGGAGGUCAGAAGGCAGUUAUCCACCGAUGACACGUUCUUUGCAACCGGCGAGCAGGCUCGCAGCUCCGAGCCGGUUUAUGUGAUGGCACAGUGCAGACGUUAUAUGACAACGGCUGACUGUCUGGCUUGUUAUGAUUAUGCAACUUUAGCCAUACGGGCUUGUGCAGCUGCUGAUGGUGCUCGAGCUGUUCUUGAUGGCUGCUUUCUGAGGUAUGAGACCACAGAUUUCUACGAUGAGGCGACACAGCCAGGCAACGUGGGCUUGUGUGGAAACCGUACCGCAACUAGACCAACACGUUUCCAAACAGCGGUAGACGGACUAUUAUCAAAUCUUACAAUCGCCACACCUAGAAUCAAGGAUCUGUUUGCAGCCUCAUCCAGUAAUAUCAGUGGUAGCAAUAGAAGCGUCUAUGCUAUAGCACAAUGUGUGCCAACAUUGGCACACAAUGGUUGCAAAGAUUGCUUAAGGGUGGCAUAUUCCAACAUAAGGAAUUGCUUACCUAGUAUUGUUGAUGCAAGGGCACUUGACACAGGAUGUUUUAUGAGGUACUCAAAUACACCAUUUUUCACCAACAAUGAAACAACUAUCAUUACACCUUUUCUACGGGAAGGUUCGAGCAAAAAGGGAGCCAUUAUCGGUGGAGUUGUUGGUGGUGUCGGGUUACUUAGUACUAUCGUUCUUGUGGCUAUACUUAUGUGGUAUUGUCGAUCAAAGAGGAAAACCACACCAAGAGGUAACUCACAUGGGCCAAAUGAUCAACUGCAAGAUCCAGUGAAGUAUAGUUACAGUGAUCUCAGGAAGGCAACAAAGAACUUUUGCGAUGAUCAUAAACUUGGAGAAGGAGGAUUUGGAGGUGUAUACAAGGGUACAAUAAAUAACGGAAAUGUGGUAGCCGUGAAGAAACUACUUGUUAGUAGUGCAAAGGCGGACUUCGAGAGAGAAGUUCGAGUCAUUAGUAAUGUCCAUCAUCGCAACCUUAUACGCCUUCUUGGAUGCUGUAGUGAGGGACCAGAGUUGCUUCUAGUCCUUGAGUACAUGGAAAAUGGAAGCCUUGUAAAGUUCUUAUACGGUGAAAGAAAGGGGACACUUACAUGGAAACAACGUUGUAACAUCAUUUUCGGCAUAGCCAAGGGUCUUGCUUAUCUCCACGAACAAUACCAUGUGACGAUCAUCCAUAGGGAUAUAAAUCCCAGCAACAUUUUGCUAGACGACGAUUUUCAGCCAAAAAUUGCAGAUUUUGGACUUGCAAAGCUUCUACCAGAGGAUCAGACCCAUAUUAGCACUAGAUUUGCUGGCACCCUUGGCUAUACAGCACCAGAAUAUGCAAUUCACGGGCAGUUGUCUGAGAAAGCCGACACCUACAGCUUCGGCAUCGUGGUACUUGAAAUUAUCAGUGGCAAGAGGUGUACUGAUGUCUUGGACAUGUCCCCUCCAGAUCAAUACCUUCUUGAACAUGCUUUGAACGUGUACGAGAAUCAUAUGCCCUUACAACUUAUUGAUGAAACACUUGAUCCGAACGAGUAUACAGAACAAGAAGUGAAGAAAAUGAUAGAAAUAGCAUUGACGUGCACUCAGUCGCCAGCUGAGAGGCCAACAAUGUCUGAAGUGUUGGUGCUUCUAAAUGAUCGAUCACGAGAGCAAAAACCACCGAGUAGACUGCAAUUUGAUGUUCCAAACAUAAAUAUUCAGGUUGAUCAAGAUAUUGCUUCAAGCACGAGCAAUGCCGAUGUGUCGUUGACAGAAUUGACAGGUCGUUAA